This is a messenger RNA of Acanthamoeba castellanii str. Neff, 1515 nucleotides long. Its product is annotated as Ubox domain containing protein. The coding region runs from base 1 to 1515 and encodes 504 amino acids. The record is from RefSeq and is a predicted model, not a curated record. Gene Ontology annotation, biological process: protein ubiquitination. Gene Ontology annotation, molecular function: ubiquitin-protein transferase activity. NCBI's taxonomy places the organism in Eukaryota, Discosea, Longamoebia, Acanthamoebidae. The transcript is spliced from 7 exons.
AUGUCGGAUGACGAGGAAUCGAACAGCUACACGAGGCCGGCGACGGCGUUCUUCGAUGAGCCCAUCACGGCGCAUUACAGGCACUGGCUCCUACAGAGGAAAAAUCGCGCUUCGGCGAUGGCCAUCGAGGAAGAUGAGCGAGCGAUCGCGGGUCACCACCUGAGAAAUCUGUUGAUCCAGCAAUGGGAGGAAAGGCAAAAGAAGGAGCUGGAGGAGGACUACACCGAGCACGACGCCCAGGGUGCCAGCGACGCCAAGCAGCUGCUCAACCAUCACAGCACGAUCGCAACGGUGAGGAAGGACAAUGUGUUCACGAGCGAAUUGACGGAAGAGGAGCAGGAGAUCGUGCGCCAACGCGUCGAACUCCAACGCAAGCAGUUCGAGCAGUUCAUGAAGCGACAGAACGAGAAGCGAACGCGCAAGAUCAGAAGCAUUCAUCCCUACAUCACCGAACGCGAGGCCCUCCAAGCAUUGAAAGAAUGCAACGAUGAUGAGAAUGAGGUUGUGGAGAAGCUCAUGCAGGCGGGAUUCUUCCACGAGGUGCGCAAGGCCAUCGCCACCGAGGGGCGGACCGACGACAGCAGCGAUGACGAGAAGGGGAACGAUUCUGAUAACAAUGGCGACAUUCCCGCCGAUAAGCAAUUCAUCUCGAGGAAGCGCAAGAAUGUGGACAAGAAGCGGCUCAAGCGCCUUCGCCUGGAUGAGGCAUUGAAGAACGUCGAUGAGGGCAACUUCGAGGGCUGGUCGGAGGCUCGAAUUCGGGCGUGGCAGCUCAAGGACAAGAAUCCGAAUGCGUACUACUACCGCUUCAACGAUCCUGGCGUCGAGCAGAGAAACGGCACAUGGAACAAGGAGGAGAGGGCGCUGUUCUUCCAGCGAGUGGAGGAGAUCGGCGUCAACGGCCAGUGGGGCAUCUUCUCGAUGGUCAUUCCUGGGCGCGUUGGCUACCAGUGCAGCAACUUCUACAGGCACCUCGUUGAAACAGGUCAGGUCGUGGACCCCAACUACGUGAUCGACGAGAAAGGCAAGGCCCACUAUCUGUUCAGCAAAGGCAUUUGCAAACACACCAAGUCACAUAAGAGAAAGGACCCUGACGACGCGCCUCAGGUCAAGGUUAAGCAGCAAGGCAAGAAGAGAAAGGGAAGGACACAGAAGAAGAAGAAGGGAAAGGAAGAAGACGAAGAUGCUCAUGAGGAAGAUGAUGACGAAUACGUGCCACCAUCAAGCCUCAAGAAACAAAAGGGCGACGACGAGGAGGACGAGGAGGCCAGGAAGAACGAGAACCCUCUGCCCGGGUUCCUCGAUCCCAUCACCUUGGAGGAGGUGGAACGGCCGGCCAUUGCGCCUUCUGGUCACGUCAUGGAUUACAAGAGCUGGAGCAGAUGUCUUUCGUCCAAUGGUGGCCUCUGCCCGUUGACGAAGCAGCCGCUCAAGAAGAGGGAUCUGGUGAUACUCACGUGGAAGAACAUCCACGAGUACAACGACCGCAUCGUCAACUGGCCCGACAAGAAGUAG